Gryllus bimaculatus (two-spotted cricket) is the source of this 371-nucleotide messenger RNA. NCBI's taxonomy places the organism in Eukaryota, Metazoa, Arthropoda, Insecta, Orthoptera, Gryllidae. The record is from the annotation of a GenBank genome assembly.
AUGGGAAGGAUCGUGGAAUUGGGAUCCGUCCGCCAGCUGGUCGAUACGUACGUGAAAACUUACCUUCGCGAAGGUGAGCGUUGGCUGCAGAAGCGCAAGACGCGAGUCGUCCGCCACAACUUGGAGCCGCAAUUUAAGCAGACCCUGCGCUACAACGCUAGCGACGUGCUAGGGCGUACAUUGCUUGUGAUGUUGUGGGAGCACCAAAAGGGCUUCGAACACAACCAGGGGCUUGGCGGGGCGGAGGUGGCAUUGGACAAAUUGCAACUGACGCAGACUACCACAGGUUGGUACACUCUCUUCCCAAUCCACAGCCUGGGCUCCGACUCCAACGAUUCUCCCUGACAACUCGGGCGAAUAGAAGCGUUCUC